AUGGAACUGGCCUAUAGUUAUGUUAAGAAAUAUGCCUCUGCCAAGUAUCAUUCAUGUGCAGAUGAACCUCUUAAGAGUCAAGUUAAUGUGUUGCUGUCUCAGUGUCAGCAACAUAAUGACAAGCUGCAGAGUAGACCGCUUACAAAAAAAGGGGAGGGCACUAGUGUACUCACAAUUCAUGAAAAACUUACAUUGUGCCAGAUUCUGGGUGAGUCUAAUACACUGGAGUCACCCGUGUGCCUGUCUAAUAAAUUUGAGGCUAUUGUACAGAAAUACACUUUGACUGAUAAAGAUGCAUGCUCUCUUCUAAGGGCUUGGGUACCAGCACCUCUAGCAGCCCAGGUAUCUGCAUAUGAGAAUGACAACUUAGAUGCAGAGGGAAGGAUGAAAGAACUGCAGCGUGUGUUAAAGAGUCGUGAUGAUAGAGGGAUAAAUGCGUUACAAAGAAUGAGAUUUAGAAGAGGAGAUGACCCUAUAUUGUUCUGUAACCAAUAUCUUUCACUGUACAGAAGUGUGUAUAACUGCCCUGAUAUGUCUGCUGAUGAUUCAGGCUUCAUAUACUCAAUGGCCAAUAUAUGUUAUGUGAACUAUCCUAAUAGGAUUGCCCUCAGAAAUGCCAAUUUAUACCAGAGCUUUAUCAAUAUACUUAGAGACUGGUGUGAAGAAUCCAGUGAUGGUUAUAGAUCAGAUGCAGAUAUAUCAGUAGUGAGCAGAGGUACAAGAAGGAAGAAAUUCAUCAGGUGUUACAAAUGUCACAGACCAGGGCACAUUCAGAGAUUUUGUAGAACCCCCGAUAUUUUCAGCCUGAUACCGGAUGAUAAAAGUAUAUCCACCCAGGACAAGGAAAACAUACCACAGGCGCCUAAUGUAAUGGAUAACAGCCUUGGGGAGUCAGGAAAUGCUGAGGGGCAAAAGGAGGAGAUUACAGAUAACAAUGGCCCCCACCAGCCGAAUAGCCAGCAGCCAUGGGGGACGAGCAUACCAAUGUUUGCACCCUGGGCUAAUCUUCCAUUUUGGCUGGUAUGCAGAGCCACUAAAGGCAGCUUAGUCAUGCUGGCUUAA
This is a messenger RNA of Bufo bufo (common toad), 1062 nucleotides long. Its product is annotated as posterior protein-like. Bases 1 to 1062 code for a protein of 353 amino acids. Gene Ontology annotation, molecular function: nucleic acid binding; zinc ion binding. Lineage: Eukaryota; Metazoa; Chordata; Amphibia; Anura; Bufonidae. The record is from RefSeq and is a predicted model, not a curated record. The transcript is spliced from 3 exons.